Messenger RNA from Effrenium voratum, 738 nucleotides. NCBI's taxonomy places the organism in Eukaryota, Dinophyceae, Suessiales, Symbiodiniaceae. The record is from the annotation of a GenBank genome assembly.
AUGGGCUUCGUGACAUGCACCGAGAGCCUGGAGGAGGCGCAGGAGAUGAUCCUGAAAGCUCAGGCAUGGAGACACGAAGCCAAGGUGGACUCCAUCAUGGAGGAGUGGGGGCAGCUAGGCAAGGAUGGCUGGCAACUUGAGCCCAAGUCCCCUCGAGCCCGCGCCGCCGCCGAGCUCUUCGCCGCGGAGCGGCUGCCCGACGACGCCCUCGGAGGGCCCGUGAUGCUGGGCCGCUUCUCGUCAGUGGACAUGCCCGGCAUCUCGCGGGAGAACUUAGCAGAGCUUCUUCAGAACCAGUGGGUCUUCAUGCUGGAAGACAUGCUUCAUUCUGCGCAUGUGGCAUCUGUAAAGAAGCAGAGGCUUGUGAGGGGAUCAACAAUCAUCGAUGCCUCUGGUCUGCGACUCUCCGUGAUCCAGUACAUUGCUGAGUACAAGCCCUGGUUGGACAUCAUGAACAACGAUUACCCGGACCUCGUCCGCAGCGUCGUUGUACUGAAUGCUCCCGCCGUCUUCGUGCAGAUUUGGAAGGUCUUAUCGGUUCUGAUCAGCCCGCUCACCCGAGAGAAGGUGCGCAUUGUGGGCUCGGACUAUACCCAGCUACUGCAAGAGCAGGGCUUGGAUCUGGAUAGCUUGCCGGUUUUCCUGGGCGGCAAGUACGAGGGCUCCCGCCUCAACUCCAAGCUGACUGUGCCGAAAGGUGCGGCACGAGGUCUCAACGUGAGCUUCGGCGGUCUUUGA